This is a messenger RNA of Pipistrellus nathusii (Nathusius's pipistrelle), 567 nucleotides long. Lineage: Eukaryota; Metazoa; Chordata; Mammalia; Chiroptera; Vespertilionidae. The record is from the annotation of a GenBank genome assembly.
AUGAGCGCCAACGAGGACCAGGAGAUGGAAUUGGAAGCAUUACGUUCUAUAUACGAAGGAGAUGAAAGUUUCCGGGAAUUAAGUCCAGUUUCAUUUCAAUAUAGGAUAGGUGAAAGUGGUGAUCCCAAAGCCUUCCUCAUCGAGGUUUCCUGGACGGAGACAUACCCGCAGACCCCCCCAGUCAUCUCCAUGAACGCUUUCUUUAACAACACCAUAUCGUCAGCCAUAAAGGAGAGCAUACUAGCCAAGCUACAGGAGGCGGUGGAAGCCAACCUCGGCACCGCCAUGACCUACACGUUGUUUGAGUAUGCCAAGGACAACAAGGAGCAGUUCAUGGAGAAUCACCAUCCCGUGAACUCUGCGACAUCCAUAAGCAAUAUCCUCUCAGUUGAAACUGCAAAUGUAGCUCCAUCCAGUAAGAAAAAAGAAAAGAAGGAACAGCUUACAAAAGCCCAAAAACGCAAGCUGGCAGAUAAAACAGAUCACAAAGGAGAGCUUCCUCGAGGCUGGAACUGGGUGGAUGUGGUGAAGCAUUUAAGCAAAAGUGGCACUAAAGAUGAUGACUAG